Molecule: messenger RNA, 759 nt
Organism: Penicillium verhagenii
Lineage: Eukaryota; Fungi; Ascomycota; Eurotiomycetes; Eurotiales; Aspergillaceae
Exons: 1
Coding region: 1-759 (252 amino acids)
Source: RefSeq, a predicted model, not a curated record
AUGGGCUUCAUAUCGUCAAUUACCCACUCAUUCCGCAAUAACAAAUUCUCACGCAAAUUAUCAAUCUCGAAGCCCAACAGACCCUACGAAGACUCGAAAGAUCUAAUCAAGAUCCCGUCAACUGUAGGCUCCCUCACAAGAGUGGAUAGCGUUGCCUCAACAAUCCGUCAUUCAAACCAAGACCCUAUCACACCCACCGAGUCACCCACUCAUCGGAAACGCCUUACACCCGCAGACUUGAAUCUUCAGACUUUGUUCGACAACGCCGAGGCCUUGGAUCCGGCAACCAGGCGCGCUGUGAGAGCAUUGUCCAUGCCCGAGUACCCGGUGUUGAAAAUGGAUACCGUACAAUCGCCUUUUGACACGCCGCCAAAGAAGUUGCAGGAUCCGAUUGAUACGAAUGGGAGGUGGAGUGGGAAGAAAAACGCCCAUCGGAGAACAAGGAGUAUGAAGACUCAGAGUGUCGAUCUUCGGGGAGGGACAGUGGGGGUUCUUCAAGAUGGGAAUGGAAAUUCAGGUUCAAAGAUCAAGAGAUCAAUGACAGGUUUACUGAAGAGUACCUCGUUGAAGAUUUCAAGGUCUUCGUCAAAGUCGAAGCGAGUUCCGGCCAACCCUAAGUGGCUGGAUUCAUCGAGUGUGAAGGAAGACUUUCCGCUUGACGAGAAAACGGAGCUGAAGUGGUUGGAGCUUAAUGGGUUGAGUAGUCGGGAUACAGAGUUUGGUAUUUGGAAUGGGAAUGGGUUUGGGCGGCCGUGGUGA